UUAGUAAAGUAUCCGCGGAAGAAGAAAUCCGAAGAGGCAUCACAGUAAUGCGAAGGGUGGUCCAAGGAAGAUCUCGAGGCAUCAUACUAGAUGUCUCUUGGAACAACCAGGGACAACUUAUAGAACCUAAUGGGCAUACCUUAACUAGUUUCAUCGGUGCACUAGUAAGGAAUGAAAUUCCCAUUACAUGUGAUGAUUGGAGAAAUAAAGAGUUGAAAGAGUCCAAAGAAAAAAUUUGGAGUGAGAUAAAGCGAUGUUUUAACAUCGAAGACGAAAGAAGAGGGUUUUGUAUGAAAUUGGCCGGAAAGCUUCUUAGAGGAUUUCGGACAUUUUUAUCAUCCAAGUUCCUUAAGGAUGCGGAUGGUAAUUUUGUGGAUGCGGAGCUUCCUAGAAAAUAUGAAAGUUUGAUAUCGGCUGAAGAAUGGGAAGCUUUCAAAUCCAAAAGACAAGACCCGACUUUUCAAAGAAUAAGUGCUACAAAUCGGGAAAGAGCAUCAAGUCCCGCAUAUCCGUACCGAAAAGGACGUGUCGGAUAUGGACGCUUAGAACAAUCCAUGGUAAGUAUUUAUAAAUUGCGAAAACAAAUUUGUUCAUCAUAUAUUAGUUUUAUCUGAUCAAAUUGUAUGACUUAAUGUGUA
Molecule: messenger RNA, 638 nt
Organism: Lathyrus oleraceus (garden pea)
Lineage: Eukaryota; Viridiplantae; Streptophyta; Magnoliopsida; Fabales; Fabaceae
Exons: 2
Coding region: 48-614 (188 amino acids)
Source: RefSeq, a predicted model, not a curated record